AUCCCGGGAGGGAAGGAGACCUUUGGAGGCAAGCAACUUGAGUUUGGCCACUCAUCUCUGUCCCUCACUUCUAAAAGGAUGACUCCUGACUGUCCCCCCACGUGCUGCCCUUCUUCUGAGUCCCAUGCAGGGGUUUCUGAUGGGGUAACCGCUUCUGCCUGUUCCGUGGAAACCACCUGUCUCCCCAGCACCUGUGCUGCAUCCAGGUGCCAGACCCCGAGCUUCCUGUCCAGGCCUCUCCUGCCGUGCUACCUGACUGGGAGCUGCAAUAUCCCGUGCUUGGUGGGGAACUGCGCUUGGUACGAGGACGGGGUGUUCAACAGCAACGAGAAGGAGACGAUGCAGUUCCUGAACGACAGGCUCGCCAGCUACCUGGAGAGGGUGCGCGGCCUGGAGGAGACGAACGCGGAGCUAGAGCGCCAGAUCCGAGAACAGUGUGACGCGGACGUCCCGCUGGUGUGCCCCGAUUACCAGUGUUACUUCAACACCAUUGAGGAUCUCCAGCAAAAGAUUUUGUGCACGAAGGCAGAGAACUCACGACUUGCCAUACAGCUUGAUAACUGCAAACUGGCGGCCGAAGACUUCCGGUCAAAGUACGAGUCUGAACUGACUCUUCACCAGCUGGUGGAGAGCGACAUUGGAGGCCUGCGCAGGAUCCUGGAUGAGCUGACCCUGUGCAAGGCCGACCUGGAGGCCCAGGCGGAGUGUCUGAAAGACGACCUGCUUUGCCUUAAGAAAAAUCAUGAAGAGGAGGUCGACUCACUUCGUGGCCAGCUCGGUGACCGACUCAAUGUGGAGCUGGACAGUGGCCCCAUCGUCGACCUCAACGGGGUCCUGGAGGAGAUGCGAUGUCAGUAUGAAACGGUGCUUGCCAACAACCGCAGGGACGUGGAGAAAUGGUUCGCUGUUCAGAUGGAGGAGCUGAAUCAGCAGCAGCUGUCCAGUGCCGAGCAGCUGCAGGGCUGCCAGACGGAGAUCCUGGAGCUGAAACGCACAGCCAGUGCUCUGGAGAUUGAGCUCCAAGCCCAGCAAAGCCUGACAGAAUCCCUGGAAGGCACCGUGGCAGAAACCGAGGCCCAGUACAGCGCCCAGCUGGCCCAGAUGCAGUGCCUGAUCGACAACGUGGAGAACCAGCUGGCGGAGAUCCGCUGCGACCUGGAGCGGCAGAACCAGGAGUACGAGGUGCUGCUGGACACGAAGGCGCGGCUGGAGGGCGAGAUCGCCACGUACCGGGGCCUGCUGGAGAGCGAGGACUGCAGGCUGCCCUGUAACCCCUGCUCUACAACAAGCACGUCAGGCGACACUUGUGAGCCGUGCCCAGCGUACGUCCUCUGCACGAUCGAGAACCGCUGCGCGUGAGGCCUCCACGCAUGCCCAGCACGGCAGGCAGCGGAGGGACCGCAGCCAGCAGCGUCCUAGAAGGGAGGCGGGGCUUCGGCCAGGACGUCCGACCUUGAAACUCAGGUCAAGAAGACUCUUAUAUCCUAAAGUCGUCCUCUACGCGUCCUUGGUAUAUCUCUGCUUUAUCAUUUCCUCUCCUGCCUGCUUACCUGUGACAUUCUAGGAGUCCGUAAAGCUUUUUUGCUAAUCACCAAAUAAAAUGUAAUUCAUUCUUUUAGCGUGGUAAAUAUAACUUUUCAGCUUAUUACUCUGGCUCUAAUAACUCCACCCAAGUCAGCAAAUAAUAACUACUUGAUGUCAAGGUGAUUGUCUAAACCAAUGCCAAUAGUUCGAUCUUGCAGAAGCCCAAGCUAAAAAUCUAUUUGAACACCUAAAAUACAAAUAGAUUAAUCCAUAUAAAAUGUAAGUAUCAUAAAAGAUAGCUGUAUGUAUCUUUCUGAAAGGAAACUUAGAAAUAAAAUAUAAUACCUUUCAGUUUAUUUUUAAUUAUAAAAUACCAGAUUCCUUUUUUUUUUCAAUUUGCCCCAUGAAGUGGGUGGGGAAUAAGUCAUAAUUCCAUACCCUUAACAUCUAUUGUCAACAUUUUGGGAAAUUACAAGUUUUCUUUCUUAAAAUAGGUUUGUCCAUAUAACGUAUCACAGUUACAUCUGCAUAUAGUGGUAUAACCUAUUGUCCUCACUAUGUGAUCUAAGCAUUUUCAAUCUUAAUCAAUAGAUGAGGAGGGACCCCCCAAAACCCAGAAUU
Molecule: messenger RNA, 2145 nt
Organism: Phyllostomus discolor (pale spear-nosed bat)
Lineage: Eukaryota; Metazoa; Chordata; Mammalia; Chiroptera; Phyllostomidae
Gene: KRT40
Product: keratin 40
Exons: 7
Coding region: 79-1359 (426 amino acids)
Molecular function (GO): structural molecule activity
Source: RefSeq, a predicted model, not a curated record